AUGGCGAUUUUCCGUAUCGGCUCCUCGACUGCUGUUCGCUCUGAUCCGACUUUAUCCUCGUCAGCCGACCACAAGAACACCAAUUCCACAACUGCGACCAUCUUCACCAUUGGCGAAGACUUCAUCUCGAAAUGGGACCUGAACCCAGGGGAGUGUCAGGUGCAAUUCCUGAAAGACCCAGUUUUUAACACGGCAUUGAUUAUUGGGUACUAUUGGAUCACUCUGGUGGUAAUGCUGGUGUUGUAUGCUGGGAUUUAUCAAACUGCGUAUCAAAUGCAGAAGAAAUCGGCUGAGAAGCACAAGGCGAUGCAAAUCGCGUUGAAUAAGUCGAGCAAUUUGACUUCGUCAAAAACACAGACUACUUUAUUGAAGCAAGACAGCAAACCUGGAAGCACGGGAAAGCCAGGAGGAAAAGGUCAAAAGGUUGAAUCAUCCUCAGGCCAGAAAGCAUCCUCAAAAUCCACGGGCAACAAAAAGGCAGAUGACAAGAAUCAACAGAAGUUUGACUCCAGGUCCAGCAGCCCAGCUUUUGACUCUGAUGACAACACCAGUGCAGUCAAAGAUAACAGCAGUGGUGCAGCAAAUGCUUCAGCAGCCAACAAAGGCAUUUCCAUGACAGCCAAACACAUUGGCUCUCUUCCUCCAGUCCCAGAAACUGACCACUGUGACGGACCAGAUACGAAACCAGUCCUACCGAAUAAUAAUCUCAAAAGUGAACCAACAGGAUCCUUUUUCGCCAAACCAGUCUCGCAGAACGCUGCUGCUGUUAUUGAACCAGUGGAGACUCCGAAAUCAAAAUCAAAUUCCCCGGCACCACAAACUCAAGGUGUUCAGCAACCAGGAGAAUCAUUUUUCGCCAAGCCAAAGUCUGCACCUACUGAAAAUCAAAAGGCCACAGACUCUUUUUUCUUCAAACCAGCUGCUCAAGCAGAGUUGGUGCAUUCUUCUUCAACUAGUAUUACUGCUGGUGUUAAAGCUCAGACGCCUGAAGCAGCAUCAACUGUGAAUCAAGAAAAGGCAGCCUCCAUUCAUACAACUCCCAGGCAAACUCCAAAACCUUCUGGCAAUGCAACCAAUGAGAUACCAGAUAACCCAAGAUUGAGCAGUCUAGCUAUGGUUCUUCCAAGCCCAGAUGACCCAAGGUCAGGGUCCACCACUCCAAAGGCCUGGCAGGGGUCAUACAAAACCCCUCUACCCACUCCACCUCCAAUGAACGGAAUUCAUUCAAAUCCCACACCUUCUCCACUCUCAUCUCGGAACUCAAUCACAAUUUUCACUCCAAUGCCAACUCCUGCCAAUGGCAGCUUAGUUGACAUCUCUCAAACUCUGUACUAUGACCAAAUGCUUCAAAAUGGCGCAGGACCCGAAAAUAGCUAUGCAUACUGGAUCAAUGACACAAACAGCAUGAAUGACAUGCCUCUGCCUUCACCAGGCCUGGAAAACAUGUUCCCUCCUCCACCUUCUCCAAUCAUACCUUACUUCACUUUCCAAAAUGGCGUCUACCAGCCAGAGAAGCAUCACAGAGCCCAGGAGUCCUUCAGCAGGCCAAGUUCACUGUGUCUCCAGCUGGCAGACAACUCAGACUGGAGAUACCUUGAUGAAAGCAGUGUAGUGGUCCAGUCGCCUCUGUUGGCAACCCCACCAUCCACAAUGGCAUCUUCUGGUGGUUCCCCACUCCAGGUUCUUCCGCUCACCAAAAGUGACAUUGCCAUGCAGAGUUACUAUGUGAAUGGUGGACACAGGAUCAAACAAUUCCCUGAUGGAAUCCUGGAGUCUGGUCCUUUUCCCGUUUUACCCCCACCACACGGGUUCGGAAGCAGUUUUUCCACACCAACUGGGAUUCAGGCGUUUUUAAUGAAACCGGAUUUGCUUCCAGUGGAACCCCAGCAGCAGGUUUCCAGGGAAGACGACCCCUUGACACCGGCAACCGUGAUAGAGGCUGUUGUUCAUGUCACAUCUACCCUCGAGGCAAAGGACUCUUCUGCGGAUUCUGGGAUUGAGACCAAUGAAAGGGUUCAAGAAGUCCCAGCAGACCCAAUACCCGAAGUGGUUGAGGUACCAUCACUGCGUCAACCCUCACCUGUGGUCCUGAAACCAGAACCAGCAGCAGUUGCCAUCGAAAUUUCCAGCUGCAAGGAACCAUCAGCAUCCCUCAAUAAUAAGGCAGAAGUGGUGAAUCAAGAAAGCUUGACUUUGGCACAAAGAAUCGCCUCGAGGUUGAAAAAGCCAAAAAAGAACCCCGAGGAAUGCAGAAAGAAAUCCAAGUCGGAAAAUCGGGCGAAAAAGGCUUUCAAAACAAUUUCCGUCAUCAUGGGCGCAUUCGUCGCGUGUUGGACCCCGUAUCACAUCUUGGCCCUGGUGCAGGGGUUCUGCAGCGAUCCCCAGGGGUGUGUCAACAACCAUCUUUACAUGUUCUCCUAUUUCCUGUGUUACGCUAACAGUCCUAUGAACCCGUUUUGCUACGCUUUGGCCAACCAGCAAUUCAAGAAAACCUUCACGCGAUUGCUGAAAGGCGAUUUUCACGUCACAUGAAUGAUUGGUGUUUUCAAAAAUCUUGUUCUCCCUGUGGGAUAUUUCCUGCUUCUGAAACAACCAUUUUUUCCUUCAUAUUUCUUGAAAGUUCAGAAGGUUAUUUAGUUUCACUAGCACAAGAUGUAUCUCGGGUUUUUCUGGACACUUGAAAGUCAGUGACUCAACUAUAGACUGCAAAUAUUUCGCUGUUGAAAGUGCGUGAGGAAUUUCUGCAAGACUUGGUUAUUUUUCUUUUGUUCAAACUAGCAGUUGAGAACUGCUGAAGCAGCUGAAGAAGCUGGAGGGAACCAAAUGUGUUUGAGAAAGUUCUAUAUAUUGUGAGAGGAAUUUAUUUUAAACGAAACGAAGCGACAGUCCCAUUGAAAAAGAGUUCUCGUUUACAAAUAGAGUUGUUGAAAUAUCUACCAAGCUUCCGAAUACGUCGUCAGUAGCAAAAUUAAGCGUCAAAUACCUUGGGUGGAAUUUAUACAAGAUGAUAAAAAUGAAAAAAAAAUUGCUAGUGAACUCGAAGGCUUUUAUGAAUGUUCUAAGAAAAGAAGUUGAGGUGGUUUCAGAAUUAGAUAUUGUCUAGUCUAGGUCCGUUUUUGGGUGAAAAUAAAGUUGUUGCCAAAAAAUCUA
Messenger RNA from Notodromas monacha, 3150 nucleotides. The record is from the annotation of a GenBank genome assembly. Lineage: Eukaryota; Metazoa; Arthropoda; Ostracoda; Podocopida; Cyprididae.